Molecule: messenger RNA, 1496 nt
Organism: Medioppia subpectinata
Lineage: Eukaryota; Metazoa; Arthropoda; Arachnida; Sarcoptiformes; Oppiidae
Source: the annotation of a GenBank genome assembly
UGUGAAUCUAUUGUUAACAUAACGUAUACUUUCUGUGAAAACAUGUGUCAAACCGUUUGAUCGCUAAAUGAAUUGCAUUUUCCUUUGACUCCAAUUAUCAGCCAAUCGUUUGGACACCUCUUCGGGAACCGCAUUAACACCACGUGAUGUCUUCGGCCACACGACACGGUCUGUUCAGUGGCUUCGUUGGCCACCAAUGUCUCAAUGAUAUGAUCACCACUUUUUGGACGCCAAACAACAUCUUCUUCUCGGUUCUGGUCUUCACUUGGAUUGUCUUCGCGUGGGAUCUCUAUCUCUCCCGAAGACAGUACAAGAUCUACAAGAGUGUGACAGAAGUGCCGACAGAACUGAUCGGUGUGUUGGACACCGAGACACUCGUCAAAGCCAGAGAUUAUAACAUCGAUAAGAGUUGUUUCGGCUUUUAUUCCUCCAUUUGGAACCAAUUGCUGAGCACUUUAAUCCUAUGGACGGAAGCGAUUCCCAUGUUAUGGCACUUCGCUGGCCGUACGAUCAGUCGCGUCGGUUAUACCACCGAUAAUGAGAUACUGCAGACAUUGGCGUUCGUGUUGAUCGGUUCCGUCAUAUCGACCAUCAUUGACCUCCCGUGGAGUCUAUACCACACUUUCGUCAUCGAAGAGAGACACGGAUUCAAUAAACAGACGAUGGGUUUCUACGCAAAGGACAAAGUGAAGAAGUUUGUGAUAAUGCAGGCCAUUAUCUCACCGAUACUCUCGAUGGCCAUAUGGAUCGUGAAGUGGGGCGGAGACUACUUCUUCAUCUAUUUGUGGGCGUUUUGUUUCAUCAUAACUCUGCUGUUGAUGACAGUAUACGCCGAUUAUAUCGCUCCGCUCUUUGAUAAGUUCACGCCAUUACCCGACGGCGAACUCAAACAACAGAUCGAGAAAUUGGCCCAAAGUAUUGAUUUCCCCCUCAAGAAGCUCUUUGUGGUCGAGGGAUCCAAACGCUCGUCCCAUUCCAACGCAUACUUCUAUGGUUUCCAUAAAAACAAACGCAUUGUUCUCUUCGAUACACUCAUCGAAGACUUCCAUAAGAAUGAGGAAAAGAAGGGUAACUCGCCGCUAAGCCGGUUUUUCCUCGUGUUCUUCACGCCGACAUUAUUGCUGCUCUAUAAUCGGCAUAACCGGGUACUAUUGGGUCACUGGAAACUGAACCAUAUCCUGAAGAAUCUGGUCAUCGCUGAGACCAACCUAUUCCUGUGUUUUAUGGUUUUUCCGGAAAAUAUGGUUUUAGUUCAGGAAAUGUGUCGUAAACCAAAGAUUCUAUCAUUUCUGAUGACAUGUUUGGGCCGUCGGUUUGAGUUCGCGGCCGACGCCUUCGCCAAACACAUGAACAGAACCGCAGACCUCAGGAGUGCUCUCAUUAAGCUUAACAAAGACAACCUCGGAUUCCCGCUCUACGAUUGGUUGUACUCGAGUUGGUAUCACUCGCAUCCACCACUUCUUGAGCGCAUCCGAGCUCUCGGAAAGAUUGACUGA